AUGGUCCACGUUGAAGAACUCCGCAAGACGGCCUUCGAUGCCGAGAAGGAUUUGAACUCCUACCAGGCUAAGCAGGGACUUGGUCGCAAGAGUGACUCAACCCUCGAGUCCGGUGUCGAUGAGAUGGUGGAUCAGCGAUUCCCACAGUCAGGUGGUGUCAAGUACGGUCCUGGUUCAACAGCUUCUGGCAGUGACCACCGCAAGAUCCCCGAGGAUGAGGGUGGUACCCGGGAUGACCGUGGUCGUCUGGCCAAGGCUGAGCAGUACCUUGGCGAAGGUGGUCCCGAGAGCAACAUUAAGAAGGAGUCAGAGUCCCGACCUGGUGAUCAAGACACUCUCAACCUGCAGGGCAUGAAGCAGCGUGGAAUCGCUGAAUAA
Penicillium oxalicum is the source of this 378-nucleotide messenger RNA. RefSeq lists its product as uncharacterized. The record is from RefSeq and is a predicted model, not a curated record. Lineage: Eukaryota; Fungi; Ascomycota; Eurotiomycetes; Eurotiales; Aspergillaceae. The transcript is spliced from 3 exons. The coding region runs from base 1 to 378 and encodes 125 amino acids.